This is a messenger RNA of Cucurbita maxima (winter squash), 1467 nucleotides long. RefSeq names its product LEAF RUST 10 DISEASE-RESISTANCE LOCUS RECEPTOR-LIKE PROTEIN KINASE-like 1.2. Lineage: Eukaryota; Viridiplantae; Streptophyta; Magnoliopsida; Cucurbitales; Cucurbitaceae. Gene Ontology annotation, biological process: protein phosphorylation. The transcript has 4 exons. The record is from RefSeq and is a predicted model, not a curated record. Gene Ontology annotation, molecular function: ATP binding; protein kinase activity. The coding region runs from base 29 to 1381 and encodes 450 amino acids.
AUUUAACCUUUCCCACAAACAACUAAAAAUGAAAACGUUUCUACUGCGAAUCCAUUUUCGGAACGCCGCCGUGCUCGUCACCUUCGCCACCGCCUUCCUCCUCCGCUUUCCGCCGUCUCUCGCCGACGAUGAAGACGACUGCUUUAAGACGGGCACGUGUUCUUUUCUUUUACCUCCUCCGCCGACAGACAAUAGCGACGACAUCAAAAAGAAGAUUAUCAUUGGCACAUGCACUGGUUUUGGAGCCUUGCUUUUAACCUUACUUGUUCUUGGCGUCUGCUACCGAUGGCGCCAGCUCCGUCGUAAAAGGUCUCACAUGCUGCCAUACGUGCAACAGAGCGUUCUCUCGAAUCCCCCGUCCGUGGAAGAAGCUGAGAAUGGAGGAACCUACUUGGGCGUUCACCUCUUCUCCUAUAAAGAACUUGAAGAAGCCACGAACCAUUUCGACUCCAACAAAGAGCUCGGUGAUGGAGGCUUUGGCACAGUCCAUUAUGGCUUACUCAAAGACGGGCGUGCCGUUGCUGUCAAACGGUUGUUCGAAAGCAAUUUCAAGAGAGUUGAACAGUUCAUGAAUGAGGUCGGGAUCCUCGCACGCCUGCGCCACCACAACCUCGUUUCACUUUACGGUUGUACCUCGAGCAACAGCCGUGAGCUUCUGCUUGUGUAUGAAUACGUUCCAAACGGUACGGUGGCUGAUCACCUCCAUGGAAAACUAGCAAAGCCAGGCAAGCUUCCAUGGUCUACAAGAUUGAAGAUUGCUAUAGAGACUGCAGGUGCUUUAGUGUAUCUCCAUGCUUCUGAAAUCAUCCACCGUGAUGUCAAAACCAACAACAUCCUCCUCGACAACCACUACUCCGUUAAAGUAGCCGAUUUCGGGUUAUCCCGCCUCUUCCCACUCGACGUCACGCACGUUUCAACCGCUCCACAAGGCACUCCCGGCUACGUCGACCCGGAGUACCAUCAGUGCUACCAACUCUCUGAUAAAAGCGAUGUCUUCAGCUUCGGCGUAGUACUUGUUGAACUCAUGUCCUCAAUGCCUGCUGUUGACAUCACAAGACAUAGGCAAGAGAUCAACCUGUUCAACAUGGCCAUCAACAAGAUCCAAAGCCACGCAUUACACGAGCUCGUCGACCCAUCACUCGGUUUCGAAUCAGACUACAAAAUCAAAGACAUGAUAACGAGCGUCGCUGAGGUCGCAUUUCAAUGCCUGCAGAGCAUGAAAGACGAAAGGCCAACAAUGAUCGAAGUUCUCGACAGUCUAAACGCCAUACAGAAUCGAAACAAUGAUGCUGUGCAGCUAAAGAAUGGCUAUGAAUCUUCUCAAAGUUCCAUGUCAGUAUCUUGGGUUAGCAGUAACACCUCUACAUCAACAAAUUAUUGAAUUGAUUCUUCAUUCUUUGUCUUAGAACACUACAUUAUAUGUCAUUUAUACCAAAAAAGGAACAUAAAGGGAAGAUUUUUACAAUA